Messenger RNA from Rotaria sp. Silwood2, 426 nucleotides. The record is from the annotation of a GenBank genome assembly. NCBI's taxonomy places the organism in Eukaryota, Metazoa, Rotifera, Eurotatoria, Philodinida, Philodinidae.
AUGACAGUUGCAUGGACCGGAAUUGCUUCAAGUUUAUUAUCUGAAGGAAGAAUUGUACAUAGUCGUUUCAAACUUCCUGUACCUAUCUUAGGAACGUCUACAUCAAGUAUUCCACCAAACACUAAGGAACCUGAAGAGAUUAGAAAGAUACACGUUUUUAUCUGGGAUGAAGCACCAAUGGCUUCAUACUAUGCUCUCAAUGCAAUUAAUAUUUUACUGAGAGAUAUAAUGAACAUCGGUACAUCUUUUGGAAGCAAAGUUAUGAUAUUCGAUGAAGGUUUUCGGCAAUUUGUUCCAGUCAUUCGACUUGCAAAAAAAUCAGAAUUAAUUGCAGCAAGUAUCAAAAGUUCUAAUCUCUGGCCUUAUUUCAAGAUCAUACAUCUAAACCAGAACAUGAGAGCAGGACCAGGUGAAGAAGAAUUCUAA